Molecule: messenger RNA, 2096 nt
Organism: Megachile rotundata (alfalfa leafcutting bee)
Lineage: Eukaryota; Metazoa; Arthropoda; Insecta; Hymenoptera; Megachilidae
Gene: Arp8
Product: Actin-related protein 8
Source: RefSeq, a predicted model, not a curated record
AACAUAAGGCAGUAAAAACUCUUCAAGUAUUUUUAUAUAAAUAAUUCCAUAUAUUCGAUAUAACAGAUAUUAUUUUUCUAUAUGACAAAGUAUCCAUCAAUUGCAGGUCUGAUCGAUGGAACGAAUACUUAACCUUUCAAGUUAAAAUAUUUCUCAAAGCAGUGUAAUUAUGCCAGUAUUUCAAGAAUCAUGUGCAGAGCAAAUUCAAGCUCAAACCAUCAUUAUAAUCCAUCCUGGGUCAAUGUACCUCAGGAUGGGAAGAGCAUCCGAUUUAAAUCCUUGCACCAUCUUAAAUGCAGUUGCAAGGAGACGGUUACCAGGAGGAUUGGAAUACAAGGAUAGUUUGUUACCACCUGCUGUACCACGAACAAAGGAGUUGACACAAGCAAUGGAAGAAUCGCGUCUUCAAGUAUCUCACACAUUGCAAUCUUGUCUUCAAUCCGAUGGAAGGAGAAGAUAUGCUACCCCUCCACAACAAAUAGCAGCAUUUAAUCGCAGAUCAAAUCCAGAAAUAUCAUCUCCUUGUAGUGUGGAAUGGAUAAAAACAGACAAGGAUGUCGUGGUCGGCGACGACAUACUAUCAUUGAAUCCGGAUGAUAACUUUAAUGUUCAUUUUCCGUACAGGAGAGGAGAGCUGAAUGUUCAUUCAGGUCCCGGCGGUAGCUUACGAUCCGUUAUGGCCGACUUAAAAACUAUUUGGGAAUAUGUUCUAACAGAUAAAAUGGACAUUCCUUUGAGAGAUUUGAAGCAUUACAGAGCUGUUCUUAUAAUACCGGAUAUAUACAACAGACAAUAUUUGAAGGAAUUAACAACCCUGAUGCUUUGCGAAAUUGGAUUUGGAGCAUGUUUUUUGUUACAAGUUAGUAUUGGUAUUAUCUUGAAGCAAAAUGUAUUAAUUGAUUUAUCAAUUUUUUUUUCUUGGAAGGAUCAUGUAGCAGCUACGUUUGGCGCGGGCCUGGGUUACGCGUGUGUAGUCGACGUGGGAGAUCAAAAAACGUCGGUUUCUUGCGUGGAAGAUGGAAUUUCUCAUAGGAACACAAGAGUUCGUAUGGAUUAUGGUGGAGGAGAUAUCACGCAAACGUUCUUUUGGUUACUUCAGAAAUGUGCAUUUCCGUAUAAAUCAUGCGAUCCGUCUAACAAAUUGGACGCGUUACUUUUGAAUCAACUCAAAAAGGACUUUUGUCACGUUGAUCUGAACGUGUGCGGAUCUCAAGAAAAAACGUUCGUGGUUAGAAAGCCGAAGCAACAAACAGAAAAGUAUACUCUUCAAGUAGGCGACGAAUGUUUGGUAGCGCCUUUGAGUUUGUUUCAACCAGAGUUGUUCAAAGUGACUGGAACGCAUAACGUGCAUAUACAAAAGAGAUCGACGGGAGAUCCAGAAGAUCCGCACGAUGAAAACUAUUUACGGGAAACGAGUAGAAGAGGCAUGAAAGAGAAUUUGGAACAAACUUCUGAAAUGCCAGAGGAGGCAACCGCGCCAACGGCACCAGGAGAAGAAGAAGUGGUCGUAGAUGCUGUGGAUUCGGCACCGAUUACCCUAUCUAAUCGCGAUUUAGAUGCACCGCGUGAUUUCGUGGUAGGACCUCAACAACUUUUAGGUCUCGAUCAUGCCGUGCUUCAGAGCAUCGAUCGCUGUCCUACGGAAGAUUUGAAAAGAAAGAUGUACAGUUGCGUGCUCGUAGUUGGUUCGGGCAUGAAGUUCCAAGGCAUCGGGAUGUGGUUGCACAAUCGAAUCUCCCUUCAAAUUCCUUAUAUGUAUCGAGCAGAACAACUCGACAUUAUAACUCAGCCUAAAGAAAUGGAUCCCGGCAUGACAGCGUGGAAAGGUGCCGCGAUAUUGAGCUGUUUGGAACCUGCUCAAGAACUGUGGAUCGGUCGGCAAGAAUGGGAGCGAAACGGUGUUAGAAUCUUGAGAGAAAGAGCACCCUUUAUGUGGUGAUGCUAUGGAAAAUAUUUUACCGUUUCUCAAACCGAUAUAACUAAAUGUAAAACUUUAUUUUAAUCAGUGUUUUCGCGAGUAUCGUUGAAAAUAUGAGUGUACAAUGUAAAAUACAUACACUGUGCAUUCAUAUUCUAGAAUAUAUCGGUUAACUUAA